Molecule: messenger RNA, 1523 nt
Organism: Coffea arabica (coffee)
Lineage: Eukaryota; Viridiplantae; Streptophyta; Magnoliopsida; Gentianales; Rubiaceae
Product: protein UNUSUAL FLORAL ORGANS
Molecular function (GO): protein binding
Source: RefSeq, a predicted model, not a curated record
AUCAACAUGGAAACUUUUCAUCAUGCCCAAAUAAGCAUUCCUCUUCCCUACAACUUUACUAUUACUAGUAGCAACACUGGAAGUAUUCCUGGACCUGCAGCAAAUUGCAUAACCACUCCCUGGAUGGACAGUAGGAUAUGGAGCAGACUCCCACAAAGGCUGAUUGAUAGGGUGAUCGCCUUUCUUCCUGUACCAGCUUUCUUUCGAGCUAGAGCAGUCUGUAAGAGAUGGUAUGGGCUCUUAUUCUCCAACAGCUUUCUCGAGCUAUACUUGCAAGUUUCUCCACGCUGCCACUGGUUCAUAUUCUUCAAGCAGAAGAGUUUAAAGAGCAAUAUUUACAAGACCACUAAUGGUGGAAAUGGAGCCGAUAGAAUCAACUGUGAAGGGUACCUUUUCGACCCUUAUGAGACCAAGUGGCACCGAAUUUCCUGCCCUUUGAUUCCACCAGGUUUUUCCCCAGCCUCAUCCUCAGGUGGCCUAAUCUGCUGGGUGUCUGAAGAGGCUGGUUCAAAGAGCAUUCUUCUGUCUAAUCCACUCACUGGGUCUCUAACUCCAUUGCCUUCAACUUUAAGGCCAAGGCUUUUCCCUUCUAUUGGUUUAACCAUCAGUAACACAUCCAUUGAUCUAGCUGUUGCAGGAGAUGACAUGAUAUCCCCCUAUGCAGUGAAGAAUUUAAGCACUGAAAACUUUCACAUUGAUGGUGGAGGAUUCUACUCCAUCUGGGGUACUACUUCUUCCCUCCCAAGGCUUUGUAGCCUUGAAUCAGGACAAAUGGUUUUUGCUAAUGGCCGAUUUUACUGCAUGAACUAUAGCCCUUUUAGCAUUCUGUCAUAUGAUAUCAUUGCAAAUCAAUGGUGCAAAAUUCAAGCUCCCAUGCGAAGGUUUCUGCGUUCUCCAAGCUUGGUUGAGAGCAAAGGGAAGCUCAUUCUAGUUGCAGCAGUGGAGAAGAGCAAGCUUAAUGUGCCAAAAAGUUUGAGGCUUUGGUCCUUGCAAGACUGUGGGACAAUGUGGGUGGAGAUCGAAAGAAUGCCACAGCAAUUAUACCUUCAAUUUUCAGAUGUUGAAAAUGGUCAAGGGUUCAAUUGUGUUGGUCAUGGAGAAUUUAUUGUUAUACUGAUCCGAGGAUCUGAAAAGGCAUUAAUGUUUGAUUUUUGCAGGAAAAGAUGGCAGUGGAUUCCUUCUUGUCCAUACAUUCAUGGCUAUAGGAGUUACGGAGAUCAAGCUGGUGAAUUGCAUGGUUUUGGCUAUGAGCCUAGGCUUGCAACACCUGUUACUGCACUUCUGGACCAGUUGACACUUCCCUUUCAGUCUUUCAGUGGGUAGUUUAGGUUUUUAUGAUCCCAUCAGUAAUCCUAGUACUGUUGCAGAAGUCAUGAGAUAACCAAGCUAUUUUACUGUAGUACAAACUCUUGGCUAAUUAUCACCAAUAUUAGGGUUAGUUAGUUAGAAGCAUGCAUUUGUAGUUUCCAAUUAAGAUGCAUUUCUAGUUUCUAGUUAACUUUCAGUGAUGUGAAUAAGUUGGU